AUGAGCGGAUCCAAGUGGUUCAUUGUUUCCUGCUUACUUCUAACCGCCAUUUCGUAUUCUUCAUAUUAUCUGUUCGCCACCAACUCGUGGAUUAAAACUGUGAAAACACAAACGUACACGAGAUUCUACGAGUUGGUGCGGGAAAAUAGAGUUUCCCAAUUGGAAACCUUACAAAACGAAGCAAAUCAGACAGGGAAGCCAUUGAUUCCGCCAUUUGUAGACUUUGAAAGAGAGUACGCGGUAAGCGAUCUUUCUAAUUUUAAAAUUUCACCUUUUUUCAGAUAGCGCCCAAAUAUAACAUCUCCAUCUGCCGUAUCAAAAAGUCAAUGUCCACGUUAAUGUCCGGAGUGGCUUGUGUUCUGUACGACACCGCAAAGUUUAUGAAGAACAACAGAAGCAUUUUGGAGGUUUGGAGUCGAAGGUAAGAAGGUUAAUGAAUAACUUUUAAAACAUAUUAUCGACAUAAGAUUUUGUGCAUCGAAGAACGAGUACAGAAAACUGAACGAGGUGAAGUGGCGAAUGGGAGAUGCCCAUCACACCUACACCAAACUCGCCGUGAUCCGAGACCCGAUUGCCAGAUUCAUUUCGUUCUUCUCCAACAAGUGCAUUUUGUAAGUUCACAGUUUCUGAAGGAUAUUCCCAUCUUUCUCUUUCUCAGUGAAGCCCAAAAGUAUCCAGAACGGAAGCAAUGCUAUAAUUGUCAAGGAAAUGUGACGUGCUUUUUGGAAAAGCAAUAUCAACGAUUUGUGCAGCACGCUAGUGAUUACUCGAGACUCCGGCCUUCUUAUGAGGAUCGGCAUGCUGCUCCGUUGUCUUGGUAAGAAAAAUUUCACGCCAAUUGAACUUCCCAUGACCGUUAUGAACAGAAAAGGCCACGCGUUAUAGCCUUUCAAGCUACUAUCUUCUUAAAAUGUCACGUGAAACUUUUUUCAGGAACUGCGAAUUCGGAAGGCAUUUGAAUGAGUACAAGAUUGUAAAGCUGGCAGUUGACCCGAAAGAUCGGAAGAAUGGAUUGGACAGAUUAAUGGAUGUGCUCGCGGAGAAUCACGUUCCCAACGCGACCAUCCAAUACAUUGAGAAGUCGGCACUGGACGGAGAAACGCAGCACGCCACUUACGACUCCGACGCCCACCACGUGGUGAAGAAGCAGAUUGAGAGUGACAAAAUCAUUAGGGAAUGGCUGAAACGAAUAUAUUAUCUGGACUUCAUCAUAUUCGACUUUGACAGAAAACUCAUAGAUCGUUGAGACUCGCACACGUGCACCCUUCAAAAAAAUUUAAAAAGUCUCUCCCGGCCUUAGCUUUUGCUCAUCGAUCUCUAGCCCUUUUUCUCCUCCUCUUCUCUCUUCACUAUAUAUACAAUUUAGGCGCCAAAUGUUCUAUUCCCAGUCAAUUCUAUUUCAAAUUUUUUUUGUUCCUUCUUCUUUUUCUUACUUUCACGUUCAUCAAAAAGACAACAACUGUCCGUGUCUGUCUGUCGUCUCGUGACCCGUCGUGUUCUUUUCGUUUCGUUUACACUCUUCUCUCGCUUUGCAUUGCAUCGCAAAUGAUCAUUUGGUAUCAAUUCGAUUUGUUCUCGUGUCUAUUAUACUCUUCCAAUAAACAUUGCUCUCAUGCUUUCACUCUUUUAGGUCAUGUCCGUGGAGGACACUAUUUUCGGGUACCCAGUGUACCCAAAAUUCAAGCUUGGAGAGCCUAGAUUCCCCCAGGACACCUUCCUCGGCAGAUAUCUUCAUUGUCUCGAUGUCAUAGACCCAAGAACUCUUUUUGCUUCCCAUGUAAGAUUUUAAAGCCGGAAUUGCAUGCCAGAACAAUCGUGAAUGCAAUUGGUCAACGAAGACCUCGUCAAAUUUAAACUUUUGGUGAUGCCCCGAAUGGGAACUGCCCGAAUCAGAACUGCGCCAGUAUCAGAACUCUUCAAGCUAGAACUGAUACUAAUCAGAACUGAUCAAAUUAAUACCACCCUGACAAUAUUAUUUCCAAGAAAACCGAAAAUGAAUAGGGAAGCCUCUGAUCCAGAUUCUCUGCUUUUUUCUGCUUCUAUUUUUUUGUAUUUCUCUUUCUUCUUCUUCUUCUGUGUCUCUUACUUUCUCUCUUUCUUUUUUCUCGCAAUUUUGUGCAUGGUUUCAACAAAUUCUACUUUUUUACGAAUAGUUGCGCAAAAGUUGCUCGUUGUAAACAAUUUUUGAGCAACGCGUAACCAAAAAGUUCAAUCGCUUUCUAAGAUUUUCUCUCGUUCUCUUUUUCUGCUUAUUCACAAUAUUUUUUCUGCUUCACACUUGCUUUCGUUACCAAUGAACUGUUUCAUUGGCGGUCCAACAUAAUAGAGCUGGGCAGAAUAGAACCGCAACACAAUAAAACAGGCCUCAAUAUAACUGUUUGGAGCCUUUCUGUGGAAUAAUUGUUUCGUAGAAAAAGAUAAUUUUUGAAUCUCGCGAUCGAUUUAUUGCAUUCAUUAAUUUCACUUCCUUCGUGAUCCCUCUUCUCUACGGUAACGAAAACCCACAGAAAAUAAUUUUAUUGUACUAUCAAAAAGGAAAGGAAACCAAUUUUCUAGGUAUAAACCGUGGUCUUCUGCUUAAUUGUUCGAGAGACGAAAAAUUUUGCGAAAGUUAAUUGAAAGAAACGGACAAAAUGCUCAUAUAAAUACACAAACAGUUCUAUUAUAUCGCGGCUCUAUUGUGUGGCGGUUCUAUUCUGCGCAGUUCUAUUCUGCCCAGUUCUAUUAUGUUGGACCGCUGUUUUAUUUGAAUGUCUAGCUGUAUCUAGAAUACCUACAAUACGAAAAUUAACAAGGUAACAAAAUGUGUUAGCGUAGAAAAACGCUUUCAUGUUCUAAUUUAGGAAGUAUUGCCAUAAGGAGUUCUGAUUCGGGCACUUCGCAUUCAUACCAGUUCUAAUUCGUGGCCGUUCUGAUUUGGGCAGUUCCCAUUUGGGCAGCACCACACUUUUAGAGUGUUACAAAACGGUACAACAUCUAUAGUAUUCAGAAGAAGCUUGAAGACUCACUCCAACUUCUGGAUGCAUACAAAACUGGAAAUGUGGGUGAUACUUCAGACAAAGCUCUGUGGGAAGCUCAAAAGUUGAAACAAGCUGUUCUUCAUCCGGACACAGGAGAGAAAGUGCUGCCUCCCUUCCGAAUGAGCGGUUUCGUACCGUUCGGAUGGAUUACUGUAACAGGAAUGCUUCUGCCCAACCCCUCAUGGCCAACUCUUUUGUUCUGGCAGUGGAUGAAUCAGUCUCACAACGCAUGCGUCAACUAUGCUAACCGGAAUGCUACGCAGCCGCAGCCAAUCUCAAAAUACAUCGGAGCUUACGGAGCAGCAGUCACUGCCGCGUGCUCCAUUUCGGCCGGACUGACCUAUUUCAUCAAGAAGGCCUCGUCUCUUCCACCAACUACUCGCCUUGUCAUUCAGGUAAACGUCUUCCACUCUUCACUUCAAGCCAUCGGUAAGUGUUCAGAGAUUCGUUCCUCUGCCUGCUACGUCACUGGCCUCCUCGCUCAACGUCAUCUGCAUGCGGUGGAACGAGUUGGAGACUGGAAUCCAGGUCUAUGAGAAGGAAACGGGGAAAGUGGUGGGCGUUUCGAAGACGGCCGCCAAGCAAGCAGUCACUGAUACCACGAUGGUCCGAGCAUUCCUCCCGGUCCCUCUUCUGCUCAUCCCGCCGUGUGUCAUGCCAUUCCUUGAGAGGUGAAAAGAAGGAAAUUUAUAUAAAUUUAAUGUAAAUGUCAGGUUUAAAUGGGUCACGAAGACUCAGGUCCGUCACAUAUUUGUGAACGCCGUCAUUUGCACUCUUUCGUUCGCCGUCAGUCUUCCAGUUGCCUUGGCUCUAUUCCCACAAGAAAGCGCUGUGAAUUUCAAUCUUUCUUGAGACUGACCUCUUUUUUGGCUUUUCAGAUUUCCACGUCACUCCUCGAGCCGGAACUUCAACAAAAGACGAGUCAUUCCCAAUUGUACUAUAACAAGGGGCUUUAA
This is a messenger RNA of Caenorhabditis sp. 36 PRJEB53466, 3976 nucleotides long. NCBI's taxonomy places the organism in Eukaryota, Metazoa, Nematoda, Chromadorea, Rhabditida, Rhabditidae. The record is from the annotation of a GenBank genome assembly.